Leptopilina boulardi is the source of this 2840-nucleotide messenger RNA. It is a transcript of the gene Rnb, whose product is annotated as armadillo repeat-containing protein 5. The record is from RefSeq and is a predicted model, not a curated record. NCBI's taxonomy places the organism in Eukaryota, Metazoa, Arthropoda, Insecta, Hymenoptera, Figitidae. Bases 110 to 2635 code for a protein of 841 amino acids. Gene Ontology annotation, biological process: anatomical structure morphogenesis. The transcript has 7 exons. Gene Ontology annotation, cellular component: cytosol. Gene Ontology annotation, molecular function: protein binding.
CUACUUUCCUACCUCUGGUUUUUGUCAAAAAAUCAGCUGGAUAUUUUUAAGGUUAUGUUAUUUCUAUAAUAAUUCAUAUUUUCUGUUAUUUAAUAACAAAUUUCGAGAAAUGUCAUCGGAUUUUCAAAAUGAGGAUUUUCAAAUAGUUAACAAAUUAUCAAAAUAUAUAAGUAAUAAUUCUCAAGAAAAAAUUAUUUCAAUUUUAAAAAGGACUAAAGCUGAUUCAAAAUAUGAAAAGCAAUUUAUCAAGGAAGAAAAUUUAAAUCUUUUAAUAGAUCUUUUACAAUUUCGAAAUCUUGAGAUUAUUAAUCUGACUCUAAGUCUUCUAGCAGAUAUGUGUAAAGUUCUUGAAAUCAGGGAAAAGGUUAGAGCACCAAAAAUUGCAAUUUAUACAUUAUGGAUUAUACGGAAUUUAGAAGGGAGUUACAACCUACACUGUCGCGCAGUACGGUUAAUUGGAAAUUUAUCAGAAUGCAGUUGGCAUGCAAAAUCUUUUUGUGAUCAAAAAGCUGUGGGUGUAUUAACUGAUAUUUUACACUCAAAAACCUAUACUGAAGUUCAUAUAAUGACUGUAAGAGCUAUCAGAAAUAUUUGGAACUCAUACAAGAAAAGUCGAAUUGAAAUUCUGCAAUCAGGUGCAAUAUCGAAAAUUGUCACUUUGUUUGUUAGAGCUAGUAAAAAGUCUGAAUCUAAAUAUGUUGGAUUAAAAAAAGCAUGUUUAAAAGCUAUGUGUUCAUUUGCAGAGAGUUUAGAUUUUGAGUGUGCUAUUCAAAUGCGUGGUGACAUUGAUGAAGAAGGUUUUAAGUGUAUAAUGGAAAUUUGUGAAGAGAAAAACGAUUUAGCCUUAAAAUGUUUAUUCAAUUUGUCUCUAAUAGCAAAAUGUCGACCGAUAUUAGGAAGCUGUGGUGUAAUUGAAAGGUUAUUAUUAUUAAUAACUAAUAAUGAGAAACUGUCCUGGCAAAUUUUAGCUAUUUUAUGUCAUUUUUGUCGUGAAGCUGUAAAUCGUGUACAAAUUAAAUCAGUCGCAGGUCUAGAAAUAAUGAUGGCUUUAUUGAAAAACAAGGAAAAUGAAAAGUUUCAUUCAAUGAUAUUAGAUGCACUUGUGUUAUUUGAGUAUGAUGAAGACGGUAUUGCAAUUAUGGUCAAAAAUGGACUUUUAGAUGUACUUAUCGAAAAGCUUAAAUUAAUGAUUACAGCUGAGGAGUUACAAUUUAAAAAUGAAAAGGGGACACCUAAGAAACGUUCAGGGGAUUCUUCUCCUUAUGAAAGGAGUGAUUUUAAGUAUAACAGAACCUCAUUGGGAAGGUUUAGUCUGGAUUAUCAUUAUGAUAAUUGGAGUCCGAGUAGUGGUGCUAGUACUUCUUCCUCACCGCCUAGUACACCACCUUUACCUCUUUAUGAUUGUAAAGAUUUUGAUGAAAGUGCAGAAGAAAAUUAUAGCCCAGUUUGUAGUGAUGAUGAAUGGACUGAAAAAGAACAUAGCCUAAAUUUUUCAGAGAAAGUUAAGUCGUCAGCUUCUAAACAUGUGAAGAAAUCGACUUUAACUUUAUUAAGCAUAUUAAGUGACUCCAAUGAGCCUAUGGAAAAAUUAGCCGAUCCAUUAGUAAUAACAUCACUAUCAACUUAUAUCAAACUUACCAAAGAUCCAAAAGCAUUACAAAUUUUAACAAAAAUUGCUAAGAAUAGUGCAUAUUUAGUGCCUUUGAUACAACAAGGUUUCGUUUUUGAAGCUCAAACAAUUUAUGGUUGUAAGCAGUGUUUACAACAAUUAUCAGCGUUAGCUGAAACUGGUGGUGCAGUUGGACAAUUAUCAUCAAUACUUUUAUGUGGCACAGAGACAAAUAAAAACAUGACAGCAAUUUCUAUACCAUUUCUUAUCAAAGCUAAGAAAAAUUUAAAAUAUUUACUAAGCAAACAUAGUGGUAUACUUUUAAUAUUUCGCAUUCUUGAGAAUCCAAAGCAUAUUUUACAUGAUAAUGCGAUAUUAUCAAUUAGUCAAUUGGCAAAAUUACUGGACAUUCAACCACAUGCUAUUGACUGGAGUGAAUUAUUGAUGGAAACUAAUAUUGAACCAUUAGAUAGAGAAAAAUGUGAUAAUCUUUCAAAUUCUUCCUUAGUUACAUUUAUACUUGAUGAUGGUACAACAGUUGAUGCAUGCAGAGAAACUCUUUGUCAGAAGUCGGAAUGUUUUGCUGCUAUGUUAAAUGGUAAAUUUCUUGAAGCUGGAAAGAAAACAAUGUUAUUAAAGGAUACCUCAAAAGAAAGUUUAAAUAUUCUUUUGCUUGCUGCAAAUGGUGAUACAUUUCAAAAUGAAACUAUUGAAGAACUUCUGGAUGCUGUUUUAUUGGCUAAUAAAUAUUUAAUGCCCGAUGUUUUGGAAAUAUUGAUUAAAAUCUCAAUAUCCAGAUUAAAUUAUAAUAAUUUUAGUCGCGUAUGGAAUUGGACACGGCAUCAUUCACCACAUUUUCAUGUUUGGACGCAUUUGAAAACUUUUUGUUUAGAAAGUUUUUUAACAUCACGAAUGACCAGAUCAGAACGCCUUCAAGCAUUCCGAAAUUUUUCAGCAUGCAAAGAUUUUAAGAUAUUCUUGGUAGAGGUUAAAGAAAUGUUAAUCUCUAGUCUCUAUCUACCGUAAAUAGACUGUUUUUUAAAAAUAUUAUUUAAAUUUUAAUUGUAUAUAUGUAAUAAAUAGUAAUUGUUUAUGAGACAACUAAUUUUAAAAUAUAUUUCUACUUCAAUUUUUAUUAUAUAAUUUUGUUAAGUAAUUUCUAUCUCGAGUAAUUAAUUAUGUAAAAAAAUGUUCAAAGUAUAAUAAAUUUUUACAAUACAUGUAUAAUAAA